This is a messenger RNA of Cloeon dipterum, 2126 nucleotides long. It is a transcript of the gene stai, whose product is annotated as stathmin. Gene Ontology annotation, cellular component: cytoplasm; neuron projection. Gene Ontology annotation, molecular function: tubulin binding. Gene Ontology annotation, biological process: neuron projection development; microtubule depolymerization; regulation of microtubule polymerization or depolymerization. Lineage: Eukaryota; Metazoa; Arthropoda; Insecta; Ephemeroptera; Baetidae. The record is from RefSeq and is a predicted model, not a curated record. The transcript has 8 exons. Bases 183 to 1016 code for a protein of 277 amino acids.
CGGAGUUCGAGUAAGGGGAUAUAUAAACAAGACGAAAGCGAGGGAAAGCUGCUACACAACAAUCUGAACUUGACGCGUAAAAAGCGCUCCUGCAGUCGAUUGUUGCACUUGGACGUUCGUGACCGAACUUUUUCCACUCGCUUUUCGUUUUCUGUUUUUUUCUGGAAGGACAAACCCGGAAAAUGGGCAGUCUCCAAUCCCAACCAGAACACACCGAGCCAGACACCAUGACCCCAUCAGGUGAUCCCACUGAAAUCCGCUGCCAGGAAGAGUCCCGCGGUGGUCUCCGCUAUGAAGUCAUCCUUGCUGAUCCUGUGACUGACACCCCUCCUAAGCCCAGGCCAGUGUCUCCUACCGCCAAGACUCCUGACAUCGAGUCCAUCACCGAGAAAAUGAUCGCAGCUGAGGAGAGGCGCAAGACUCUGGAGGCCACCAAGCUGAAUGAGCUGAAGGCAAAAAUGGGCCGCAUUGAGGAGGCUGCUAAGAAGCGCGAUGAGAAGACCCAGGAGUUCAUCAACGCCACCAAGAGCGCUCUGGAUCAGAAGAUGAAGAUCCACACUGAGAAGCACGAGGAAUUCCUUGGAGAUCUCAUCAGCAAAGUCAAGGAUCAUUUGGAAAUCGUUGACAAGCACCGACAGUCAACCACCGAGUCAGGAGACAAGAUGACUGAAGAGGUCCGCAACUCGCUGGAAGAGAGGUUGCGCACUGCCUCUGAGCAACGUGAAGAGCAUCUUAGGAAGCAACUGGAAAGGCUGAAGGAGCAUGCUGAGUCAUGCGCCCGAGUGAGGGAGGACAACAAGCAGAAGCUGGAAAAAUUGCAAAUCAUCCAGGAGCAAAUCCAAAGCAAGCUGAAGGACGCUGAGAACCGCAGGUCCAUCCACGAGGAAAAGCUUAAGUCUAAGCUGGUCGAGCAUGAGAAGCGCUGCGAAAUGGCUCGUCAGAAGCGAGAGCAGCUGCUGCUGGAAGGCAACCAGCAAGACAUGGAGAAGAAGACCGUCACCGCUUCUUCAGGAUAGGCGAUGGACCGGAGGCCAGCAUCCCUUCUCAAACUAUUGACUAACAUUUCGUUUCCCAACUCACCAGCACUAAUUCCUUGAUUUGUAACUAGAGUUAGGUUUUACUUUUAGAUGGUGGUCACUGACCAAACUAAUUUUCGGCGCAAAAAAAGAACCAAGCAUGAUGUCAAGUGAGUAAAGUGUCGAUUUAAUGUAUGUACGUGAAGUCUCAAUAAGCGAUGGAUGAGCAUUUCCUAAGUCGUCUCCGCAAAUUGUCAAAGUAAUGUGAAUGGAAACCCUUGCAACAGGUUGUCUCUGCUUCUGGGAGCAACCAAAAAAGCUAACAUAAUAACUAAUGGCUUCGUCACACAGGUUAAAUUGCUGCUUUUUAGACACGGUGAACGCUUUUUUGGAUAAAAAAAGAGGGAUACAGAGACCAAAGUAAACUUAGAUGCUGUCAAUUGCCAUAGCAGGACGAGUUUUCUUGUGAUAUGUACAAUUGGUUUGCCUUGACUUUUUUAAAUCAUUAGAAAAAGAAACGACGAAUCAAAACUGUUUUGACAGAAUUUCUAUUGUUGAAGUGCCAUUACGUGGAUAAUGAUUGAAGAAACGAGGUGAAUCGAAUGAUAAGUUUAAAGCACAGAGAAGCAAACCUUUUUGCAUAAACGGUAAAAUUUACAUGUCAUAUCAGACAAAAACCUUGUUAACUAAAAAGCUCCAGCUGCUGAGGCUGGACAUCGAACAUUCCUCAAUUGAGUUUCUCAAAUUGCUCCAAGUAAAUGUGAACAAUAAUAAUUAACUAAGUGGCAUUUGUGAAGUAGCAAUGGUGGUCUAUAUUUUUGCAAACGUAACUUUUUUCCGUGGCUGUCGUGGAGUUUUAGUAUUUUGCAACUAUACCUAUGAAAUGGUUUUUAGGUUUUUACUCAUCUACCGUCUGCUUCACCUGUGAGUUCCAAUUGUGUGUUUUAAAUAAUAUAAUUGAAGAAAACAGUUAAUAUGAAAUAGAAAAGAUACUCUCUUACCGAGUAAGGUUCACAGCAGCAUAGCUUUUCAUUAGAUGGAUAAGUAACUUAUGGAAAAAUAGCCGUUCGUUCAUUGUGAGUCAAAUAAAAUAUCACUAAAUAUACAAAA